This is a messenger RNA of Arabidopsis thaliana (thale cress), 1983 nucleotides long. It is a transcript of the gene UNE18, whose product is annotated as Oxysterol-binding family protein. Gene Ontology annotation, molecular function: lipid binding. Gene Ontology annotation, cellular component: cytoplasm; endoplasmic reticulum; Golgi apparatus. The record is from RefSeq and is marked reviewed. The coding region runs from base 359 to 1720 and encodes 453 amino acids. The transcript has 10 exons. NCBI's taxonomy places the organism in Eukaryota, Viridiplantae, Streptophyta, Magnoliopsida, Brassicales, Brassicaceae.
GUUAGGUGAGGGAAAAUAAGAACAAACACAUAUAUAGCCGUUAAAAUUGAACAUAAUUCUAUUUUGGGCCGUUAUAUAAAGCCCAACAUGUAGAAUGUGAGCUUAUAUUGGGCCUCACGUGGUUUAUGUCGACAUCUUCUCAAAUCUGCUUGCUUUCAAAUAUCAAGGAAUCCGGUUUGGUUCGGUUAAUGCUUCAAUUUUCAAAUGUGAUAUAAGAAACAAAAUCAUUUAGUGGCUUUUUGACUUCAAAUCGGAGAACCGCCAACGAAGAAUCGUCGUCUUCUUCGUCAUCUCCGUCGCUGAUCGAUCUCAUUCUUUCUUAAGGUAGAGCUGGUGGUUUCUGUAAUCGCCGGUGGUGAUGGCUUCUAACGAUCCAAAAAACGGCGGCGGUUUCUUCGCCUCUCUUGCUUCAUCCAUCACCAAUUUCGGAUCGGCCAUGAGUAAAUCAGUGAACGGUUUGAUGGGAUAUGAAGGGCUUGAAGUGAUUAAUCCAGAAGGAAGUACAGACGAUGCAGAGGAAGAAGCAGGGAGAGGAAGAUGGAAGCAAGAGGAACGUGAUGGCUAUUGGAAGAUGAUGCAGAAGUAUAUAGGGUCUGAUGUUACAUCUAUGGUUACUCUUCCUGUGAUCAUUUUUGAACCCAUGACAAUGUUGCAGAAAAUGGCUGAGUUGAUGGAAUACUCAUAUUUGCUAGACAUGGCUGACAAAACUGAAGAUCCUUACAUGCGUAUGGUAUAUGCAUCAUCAUGGGCUAUAUCUGUGUAUUACGCCUACCAGCGUACCUGGAAGCCGUUCAAUCCAAUUCUCGGUGAGACUUAUGAGAUGACUAAUCAUAAUGGGAUCAAUUUUAUAGCUGAACAGGUCUGCCAUCACCCACCAAUGAGUGCUGGUCAUGCUGAAAACGAGCAUUUCGCUUACGAUUGCACUUCAAAACUGAAAACGAAAUUCCUAGGCAACUCAAUUGAUGUCUACCCAGUAGGAAGGACACGAGUGACACUUAAAAGAGAUGGUGUCGUUCUUGAUCUUGUACCUCCACUGACAAAGGUUCAUAACCUUAUCUUCGGUCGAACAUGGGUCGAUUCGCCAGGAGAGAUGGUCAUGACGAACCUGACCACUGGUGACAAAGUGGUGCUUUACUUUCAACCAUGUGGCUGGUUUGGAUCUGGACGAUAUGAAGUGGACGGUUACGUGUAUAAUUCAGCUGAAGAGCCCAAGAUGCUAAUGACCGGAAAAUGGAACGAGUCCUUGAGUUAUCAGCCAUGUGAUGCGGAAGGCGAACCUCUUCCAGGCACCGAACUGAAGGAGGUGUGGAAGGUUGCUGAAGCUCCAAAGAACGAUAAAUACCAAUACACACAUUUUGCUCACAAGAUCAAUAGUUUUGACACUGCCCCUAAAAAGCUACUGUCAUCUGAUUCACGUCUACGUCCUGAUAGAUACGCGCUGGAGAUGGGUGAUAUGUCCAAAUCUGGAUUCGAAAAGAGCAGCCUAGAGGAUAGACAAAGAGCUGAGAAGAAAAGCAGAGAAGAGAAAGGCCAAAAAUUUGCUCCAAAAUGGUUUGAUGAAACAGAAGAAGUCACUCCUACACCAUGGGGUGAUCUCGAAGUUUACCAAUUCAAUGGAAAGUACUCGGUGCACCGCGCCACAGCUGAAAACUCUGAGGAUACAACCGAUGUGAAGUUGACCCAAUUCAACCCUUGGCAAUUCCAAGAUCUCUCUGCUUAAUCCUUUGGUGCCAUUUGUUGUGUAAUGCGUUGUUACUUUCUUAGAUCUUUCAUUUGUUUUUGGUAUUAAUCACCAGUUUCAUUGUAAUUUUCCAUAAGAAAGAGUCUAUAUUUUGAUAAUCUACUCUCUUUGUAAGGCUUUAAAGCUGAUUACUGAUUUUCUGAGUUGUCUUGAAAGCAAUUUUAUGAAUUGAAGUGACGUCGUUAAAGGAGAAACUAUAGUAGAAGGAAACUGAGAAGUUUCUUGGGGCUUAAGCAACUAAU